AAUCGGAGCCUCGGAGGUGAUGGGAUACAACCCAACUUUAUGCAUCGAAGGUUUUGGCUUGUGGGUUUUCUAUGGCUAACAUUUGUUGCUCUAUCGAGAUGGAGCCUAGGACCUUACGUGAAGGACAACUCAGCCAUGCCAGGGUGUCGAAAGCUUUUGAUUUACUACAAGCCCUUAACGUUUCUUUCUUCCAGGAAGUGGCUGCGGAUGUAGCUCAAAAGAUGGAACCAGAAGAAGCGUCCGAUGUAUUCAUAAAUGGGCUGAGACCGGUUGUUUCAAUCAAGGAGAUGAGUCAGAUUGAGGGAAAUGGAGAUCGACAUGAUCACAAAGUUGUAGAGUGCAAAGAGAAGACUGCUGAGAUUAUUGACAGACCUUGCCAAUGCUCAUGCAUCCCUAAAGACAUAGAAUCCCCUGAUCAAUUGAAUCUUAAGGAGCCGCUUUCAGCCCCAUUUUGAUGAUUUAUGUGUGGUAUUUUAAGGUGUCUGGUCUUUGUUUUAUUUUAUUUUUCUUAGAGAAUAUAUAAUUAGUCAUUUAUUUUUAAGAUGAUUGGGAACAAUUGUUCUGUUAAACACUUCUGAUUUGAAAUUGAUCUCCUUAAAAUUA
Populus trichocarpa (black cottonwood) is the source of this 603-nucleotide messenger RNA. RefSeq lists its product as uncharacterized. The coding region runs from base 72 to 455 and encodes 127 amino acids. The transcript has 3 exons. NCBI's taxonomy places the organism in Eukaryota, Viridiplantae, Streptophyta, Magnoliopsida, Malpighiales, Salicaceae. The record is from RefSeq and is a predicted model, not a curated record.